Oldenlandia corymbosa var. corymbosa is the source of this 2728-nucleotide messenger RNA. The record is from the annotation of a GenBank genome assembly. NCBI's taxonomy places the organism in Eukaryota, Viridiplantae, Streptophyta, Magnoliopsida, Gentianales, Rubiaceae.
AUUUUUAUUACAUACCAAAACCAACCACAUUAGACUAUUAACAGAAUCAUCAAUUGUCAGCGCAAGCCGAUUGAAGGAGAUGAUGGAUCCUCUUCUAUGGCACAGAGUUGCUGCUGUUUCUGGUAUGGCUGCUCUUGCUUUGGGAACUUACGGUGCUCAUGUGUUCAAGCCCCAAAAUCCUGCUUAUAAAGAGGUUUGGCACACAGCGUCAACUUAUCAUUUGGUACACACUGCAGCUCUGCUUGCUGCUCCAAUAACAAAGCACCCUAACAUUUUCGGGGGACUUUUGACAACUGGCAUUCUUGCUUUCUCGGGAACGUAAGUGCAAUUUACUUCAAUUUUGUUCUUGUUAAUAUCCUUAUGUUGUACUCAUUAUACCUAUAGAGAUGAUGGAUUGCUUGUUUUUUCUUCUUUGAUUGCCUAGCAAACUGGGUAAUAUUUCAUUGUAUAGUGUGAUGCCUUUGGUAGGUGAACAAAUCCUUCAUUUUAUCGAGUACUAGAUUAGGUAGAUGGAGUUUCAUAGCUCAUUACAGUAUGACUUUCUCAUACCACCGAAUUCUGAUGAUGAUGAUAUAUAAUGUAAUACUUGUUUGUUUCUGAUGUGUUAUUUUAAAUAACUUUAGGGAUUAUUAUAAAAUGGUCGUUUAAACUUUCGUAUCGUUUAAACUUUUGGAUAGCAGUAAGUUUUAAGUAGUUGUGAUUGUUCAUCGAAUGUACUGAUAUAACCUUUGCUGGAAGCUCGUGAAAAUGAUACUUACUAAUAAUACCACUCGUAAGGCCCCAUAAUAUCACUCAUAAGCCCCCUGUGGUGUAGUGUACUAAACCAUGAGAGAUAAAAUUUAUGUUAGUGGUCAUGGUGGUGUUAGUGUAGAUAAUAAGUCAUGGUGGUAUUGUAGAUAAUAGGAGACAGAACACAAGGGGAUAAAGAAUGGGUAGAAGAGGAGGGCCAGAAGAAUGUGAAGAAUUUGGGAAAUGAAAUUGAAAUUGAGAUUGAGAAUAGAUAGGAUAGAUACAGGACUGGCUGAGAUGAGGGUGGAAACGGAUGUGUCAGCUGAAUACUUUAGGAAGAAGAGAUGAGAUGUUAUGUGAAGCUGUGAGUUAAAAGCUUCUCUGCGUAUAUUUCAUGUUACUUCCCCAAUUUGUAGGAUUAUCUGAAUCUCCGUAUGCCCAACCAGUGUUUUGUUCCCGCUGUUGUCUUUCUUGAAUAACAAAUUUUGGAAAAUAAAUGCUGAUUGACAUAAUUCCUCUGAUUGCUUGCAAGCAAAAGUGGUCUAAAAUUUGCACUUUUAACCAUUUAGUUCUGUGUUUUGAAUGUUCUUUUCUUUCACAUCACUGUUGCUUUUCUCAGCAUCUUCCCUAUUCCUUUCAUCCAUUGAGUCAGCCAUCCAUUCAUUAAAAACCUUGUUUGAUUUUGUUCUUUUCCAGUGCCAACUUCACAUGUGCAUAUAUGUUCUUUUUGGUCUAUUCACGAAAUCAUUUCACUGAUUGAUAGACAUUCUUUGUUGCUAUGCCGCACUCUUUCUGCAAUGCUGCUUACAUUCCAAAUCUUGGGGAUCACUGACGUCCUGUCUGUCUCUUUCUUUCCUGCAUCUUUUAUCAACUAAACAAAAGGUGGGACCUGCCUAUUGCUUUGGUACCCCACAAGUAAUCACGAAAACACAAUCUUGUCCUUUGUUUAAUGAUCCGGGGGAUAGCAAUAUAAUACUGAUAUAAGUCCAAAAGAAUGGUGCUGUUUUUAAAUAUAUGCCUUUAAUUUCAAUCAUAGUGUCAUUACUUAUAGCGUCAAAUUGGAAUCGAUACUUUCAUGAGGCUUAAAGGUUAAAAUGUAGGAUCAUAAAUUGCAGAAAAUAUUAUGACGAGUUUGAUUUUUGUAUCUUGCUAUGAACAAAAAGAUAUGUGAUAUUGUUGGACAGAGGAAGUGCCACAGAUGCACGUAAUACUUUUCAUCAAGUAAGUAUGCAUUUAUAAAUAAAAGCAUUUCUGGGUUUGCAGGUGUUAUGCUGUGGCCUUCUUUGAAGAUAGAAAAUAUGCUAAAAUAGCUCCGUUUGGUGGCUUUGCAUUUAGUUACAAGGAGUGCUAAGGAACAGCUCUUCGAUUGUGAUUUUUUUUUUUCUUUAAAGAAAAUACAAGCAUAUUUUCUCUCCGUCCCAAAAUGAUGGUCUAGUACUUUUUGGGUGGGGAGAUCUCUGGGCCUUUGGACAGAGGGAGUAUAUGCUUUGUUUAUUUUAUUUUAUUUUUAUUUUUAUUUUUUUUUUGUUGUAACGGACGGUAUCUUGUUCUGCCCAAAUGUACGUAAUAUACAUUUUGUUGUCAUUAUCUUGAAUGUCUUACUGCGUCUUUUGCUUGAUGUAAUCCUGGAAUGAUUGGUCGACACAAAGCCAAAAAAACAUUAGAAGGAAACAGCAAAAAGAUCGAAUGUAACCAAUUCCGAAUAGUGAAAAUAAAUGAUGGCUAAGUAAAUCACGUCUCUAACGAAAACAGAUUCUCAGAGAAUGACGACAUGGCGUGGAGAAAUAAGGUGUAAAGUGUUGUUUUUACACGAUUUGAAGACGAACUUUUUUGGUAUUAUUGAAUUGAUCUGUAGUUUUAGAGCAAACGCCAAAUUAAAGAAUGCACAUUUUCCCUCCAUACAUUGACAUGGUGUGUGAUUCAAUGUUUUAUACAAAGCUAUUUCCUAAAUCUAAUUCCCUAAUAUCUGUACAUAUUUUAUACAGGGCAAAAUGUACAA